Molecule: messenger RNA, 1253 nt
Organism: Scaptodrosophila lebanonensis
Lineage: Eukaryota; Metazoa; Arthropoda; Insecta; Diptera; Drosophilidae
Gene: HLH3B
Exons: 2
Coding region: 69-1166 (365 amino acids)
Biological process (GO): regulation of transcription by RNA polymerase II
Molecular function (GO): protein dimerization activity; RNA polymerase II cis-regulatory region sequence-specific DNA binding; DNA-binding transcription factor activity, RNA polymerase II-specific
Source: RefSeq, a predicted model, not a curated record
AGUCCUUUGCUUGUGCUGUUCAUUUAGCAGUCAACUCUCGAGCUGUACAGACGUGCCUGGAGCAAAUAAUGGCCUGGCUACCAAGCAGUUCGAAUGGCGCGGACAAUGCGGACGAGCGCAGCACAGCCUCCAGUUCCUCGACAAACAGCACGAACCGACGGGACGAGGGCAAUGCCUCGCCCAACCGUUCAACGUCAACCACAAACGCAGCCACUGUCACUGCCAGCACCAGGCAGCAACCGCCGGCCCUGCUGCGGCAUGCAACACCCUAUCUGCAGCCCAAAACCGAGUCAUUCUCCGAUGGGGAUCUCUCCGAUUUCUCGCUGAACGACACCGAAGAGGAUGAUGAGGAGCUGCGCGACUAUAUUGUGCUCAAUGGCAACCAGGCAGAUGGCAAUCGUUCGCUGUCGAAUUCCCCGCGCAGUAGCAGCAACUUCUAUGGCAGCGGACGUAAUUCUCCAGGUCAGUUAAGCGCCGGCAGAAACGGACAAUUGGGGCCGCCCAACAACGGCAACCACUCGAGCUCCAGCUGCGGUGGUGGCGGUGGCGGCGGCGUUCGCAAGGUCUUCACCAAUACGCGUGAACGUUGGCGCCAACAAAACGUGUCCGGCGCCUUUGCCGAGCUGCGUAAACUGGUGCCGACGCAUCCGCCGGACAAGAAGCUGUCGAAGAACGAAAUACUCCGCUCCGCCAUCAAAUACAUUAAGUUGCUGACGGGCAUUCUGGAGUGGCAGCAGCAUCAGGUGCCGGCAACGAUCUCAGCCCAGGAGGAGCCCAACAACAACGACAAACGCAUGACCAACGGACACGACACACUCCCGGCACUCACUGCCGUGCGGCACAUCAAGUGCGAGCGCGUCAUCACCACGCUGGAGAGCACGCGGAACGGCAACGGCAAUGAUCUGCUGAUGAUAGCGCCCGGAGCGCUCAUCAAAACGGAGCAGAAGACGCAGCCGACGGUUCCGCUUACCAGCUACGAGGAUGUCAUAGUGCCGGCUCCAGCAGUGACGCCCAUUGCCGCCAUCGCCACCGCUUCCGCUUCCGUGGCAGUAUCCGUAGCGGUGGCGCCUUCAAGACCACCAAGCACCACCAACAGGACCAGCAAGCGGCGCGCCAAGCUGGAGGCAGCGAGUAGCAACGAGCUGGGCAAGCGACGCAGGCAUUGAAGAAAUCCUCACUCGUCAACAUAGGAACGAAAAGCAUAUGCAUAUAUAUAUAUUUUUUUUUUAUUAAAAAUUAAUCGUAGCCUUAAA